AUGCGAUUAUUGCUCGCGCUCACCGUGCUCAUCGCGAUCGUCGAUGCGACGAAGCUGAUCCCGCGCGAGUUGCUCUUCGACGAUCCCAAAUACUCAUCGGUGUCGUUGAGUCCCGACGGCAGACACGUCGCCUAUUUGGCGCCGGACGCGAACGCCGUCAAAAACGUGCACGUGCGCUGCUCGACGUGCACGACGACGCGACAGGUGACGUUCGAGACGGAGCACGCGAUACUCGGCUACGCGUGGACGUCGGUGCCCGACAUCAUCCUCUACACGCAGGACGAGCACGGCGACGAGAACACGCGCAUCUACAAGAAGAACAUCUCGGCGGCCGCCGAUCGCCGCAAUCGGCACGCGAUCAGCGAGAAUCGCAACGUCAAAGCGCUCAUCAUGGCCAACGAUCUUGUGUCGGACGAGGUCGUCAUCGGACUCAACGAUGAGAAUCCAGCGCUUCACAACGUCUACACGUUCAAUUUGCGGACGAACGAGAUGCGUCUGAUGCUGCGCAACACGCGAUUCCCGGUGUUCGUCUUCGACACCGCGCAGAACAUCCGAUUGGCGUCGGAAGAGGGCGCCGACGGGCAGCUCGUCUACUACAAGCUCGUCAAUCAGCACAUUCGGCCGCUCACCACCGACGCGAUUCAUUGGGAGAAGUACGUCGAGGUGGCGCCCGACGACAAGCCGAUCACCACGCCGAUCUCGUUCGAUCGCACCAAUCGCUUCAUGUUCUGGAUUCUCGGAGAAGGCAGCGAUCUCGGCAAUCUCGUCGUGUUCCCGUUCGACAAUCCCGACCAGAAGGAGGUGCUCUAUAGUGCGCAGCGAGCGCAAAUCGGCAACGUGCUGAUGCAUCCGAUCGACAAGACGCUCAUCGCCGUCACCGAGGUCUACCACAAGCCGGAGUUGUUCGUCGCCAAUGAGACGUUCAUCGACGAUCUUCAAUAUUUGGUGAACCUUCGACCGACGGGCUCACUUCAGAUCAUCUCAUUGAGCAAUGAUAUGAGCACAUGGCUCGUCACCUAUUCAUCAGCCGACCAUCCAUUUGAGAUCUACAUCUAUCGACGAUGGGUCAAGAAGGCCGAGUUGUUCAUGAGCACGCGUCCGGAGCUCAACGCGUACGCGCUCAACACGCAGAUCGGCUUCGAGUUUCGCGCGCGCGACGACGUCACCCUUCAAGCGUACAUCUCGCUGCCGCCGACCGUCGAACUGUUGACGGCGUCGCAGGUGCCGGACGGCGAUCGAGCGCACGCGCGUCUCGGCAUGAUACCGGCGCGUCCGCAAAAAAUGGUGGUGCUCGUGCACGGCGGUCCGAAAGCGCGCGACACCUACGGAUUCAGUCCGACGAACGCGUGGCUCACGAAUCGCGGCUACGCCGUCCUUCAGGUCAACUAUCGCGGAAGCGUCGGCUUCGGCAAACGGCUGACGAACGCCGGCAACGGCGAGUGGGGCCGCAAAAUGCACUACGACAUUCUCGAUGCCGUCGAGUUCGCCGUCGGCAAAGGCAUCGCGAAUCGUUCGCAGAUCGCCAUCAUGGGCGGCAGCUAUGGCGGCUACGAGACGCUCGUCGCGAUGACGUUCACGCCGAGUGUGUUCGCGUGCGGCGUCGACAUCGUCGGGCCGUCGAAUCUCGUCACACUGGCGCAAGCGGUGCCGCCCUACUGGCGCGGCUUCUACAAGGACCUCGUGCGGAUGCUCGGCGCCGACGUCGACACCGACGCCGGCCGACAAUCGUUGACGUCGCGCUCGCCGCUCUUCUUCGCCGAUCGCGUCAGCCGCCCGCUGAUGAUAUUGCAGGGCGCCAACGAUCCGCGUGUGCGGCAAUCCGAGUCGGAUCAGUUCGUCGCCGCGCUGGAGCGCAAACGCAUUCCGGUCACCUACAUUCUGUAUCCCGACGAGGGUCACGGCUUCCGCAAGUCGGCGAAUCGAUUGGAGCAGCACGGCCACAUCGAGUCGUUCUUGCGCUCGUGCCUCGGCGGCGCCAGCCAGCACUUCCGGCCCGGACAGUACAAGUCGAGCGCCAUCGUCAAGAGUGUCGGCAUCGAGGAGGCGGCCGCUCCCACCUUGGCGCCGCCCAUCUUCUAUCGACCGCCGUCGCGUCUUCAGUACCCGCCGAAUCAGAAUGUGAUGGCGAGAAUAUUCCCGAUGCAGGGCUAG
This is a messenger RNA of Caenorhabditis bovis, 2151 nucleotides long. Lineage: Eukaryota; Metazoa; Nematoda; Chromadorea; Rhabditida; Rhabditidae. The record is from the annotation of a GenBank genome assembly.